AUGGAGACCACAAAUGGGACCGAGACCUGGUAUAAGAGCCUGCACACCGUGCUCAAGGCUCUCAAUGCCACUCUUCACAACAACUUGCUCCGCCAGCCAGGGCCAUGGCCAUGGCCAGGGCUCGACAACCAGAUUGAGGAGCAGCGGGCCAGCCUACCUGGCCGUGAUGACAAUUCCUACAUGUACAUUCUCUUCGUCAUGUUUCUAUUUGCUGCCACUGUGGGUAGCCUCAUCCUGGGCUACACCUGCUCCCGCAAAGUGGACAAACGCAGUGAUCCCUAUCACAUGUACAUCAAGAACAGUGUGUCUAUGAUCUGA
This is a messenger RNA of Choloepus didactylus (southern two-toed sloth), 318 nucleotides long. Its product is annotated as potassium voltage-gated channel subfamily E member 3-like. Gene Ontology annotation, biological process: regulation of ventricular cardiac muscle cell membrane repolarization; ventricular cardiac muscle cell action potential; negative regulation of delayed rectifier potassium channel activity. The transcript has a single exon. Gene Ontology annotation, cellular component: membrane. Bases 1 to 318 code for a protein of 105 amino acids. The record is from RefSeq and is a predicted model, not a curated record. NCBI's taxonomy places the organism in Eukaryota, Metazoa, Chordata, Mammalia, Pilosa, Megalonychidae. Gene Ontology annotation, molecular function: potassium channel regulator activity; transmembrane transporter binding; voltage-gated potassium channel activity involved in ventricular cardiac muscle cell action potential repolarization.